UCCCAAGGAGUGCAGGGCAAAAUUGAGUGUGGCCAUGGCUAAGCUCUUUUUGCUGUGGUUCAAAGUGAUUAUGUUCUCUUUUGCCGUCGAUGCCGUGUUCGAGGAUCAAGUGGGAAAAUUUGACUGGAGGCAGCAAUAUGUUGGCAAUGUCCGGUUUGCCCAUUUCGACGCACACCUGCAGUCAUCCAAAAAGGUGAUUAUGGCAACUGAGAAAAAUGUGUUUGCUGCAGUGAACAUCAGGACUGGAGAACUUUUUUGGCGACAUGUGGAUAAGACUGGGCCGGAAGGAAAUAUCAAUGCUCUUCUGCAUCAUGGACAAGAUGCUGUUCUGGUGGUGGGAAAUGGCCGCAUACUGCGUUCCUGGGAUGUAAAUGUUGGUGGUUUGAACUGGGAGAUUGUGCUGGACUCCGGCAGUUUCCAGGCGGCAUGUUUAGUUGGACAGCAAGACGCAGUGAAGCAUGUGGCUGUAAUGAAGAAAAAUGCCUUGUCUCUUCAUUACCUUACUAAUGGUCAUCUAAAGUGGAUUGAGAAUCUUCCAGAGAGCGAGACAGUGGAUUACCAGUUUGUCUAUUCUGGAGGAACUGGGGAAGUGUUUGCACUGGGGGUCCUCCUUCAUUCCCACGUUACUGUUGUUACCUACAGUUUGGAAGAUGGAGAGAUAAUCAAGCAGGUUUCAGUUGAAGCGCCAUGGCUGUCCAACAUACAGGCCAGCUGUGCUGUGGUCGGUCAGGGAAUACUGAUGUGUGUGGAUGGCGCCUCAGCCUCUCUCUACACACUUGAUAUUCAUACACAAACACAGAUGACCCAGAUACCUCUGCAGUCACUGGGACUUGAUGUUACGCCCGACAUCCGUCCAGUGUUGGUGUCCACCCAACCCAAUCCAUCCCAGUGCCCGCUCUCUGAGUUCUUCCUUCAGCUCAGUCCUGACCAUUACCUGCUUCUCCAGCUCAACAAUGGACAGAUAGUCACACUGAGGGAUUUCAAGCCUGCGAUGCUGGCUUCAUUUGCCACCACUGGAGAUAAAACUGUCGCUGCUGUUAUGUCACCCAAGAAUAAAACAGCCUGCAAUGUUAACCUGUUUAGUGCAGAAACUGGACGCAGACUUCUCGACACAACCUUGAAUGUUAAUAUCGAUCCUAAUAGUGGCAAACCAGAAAAGCUCUACGUUCAGGCGUUCCUGAAGAAAGACGAUUCUGUAGGCUAUAGGGUCAUGGUUCAGACUGAAGACCACACACUCAGCUUCAUGCAACAGCCAGGGCGUGCCAUGUGGACCAGAGAGGAGUCCCUUUCAGACGUGGUGACCAUGGAAAUGGUGGAUCUGCCCCUCACGGGAACGCAGGCUGAGCUAGAGGGGGAGUUUGGCAAGAAGGCCGAUGGCCUGAUGUCCAUGGUGCUGAAGCGCCUGUCCUCUCAGUUUAUGUUAAUGCAAGCCUGGAUUGCUCACCUCUGGAAGCUCUUCUACGAUGCGCGCAAACCUCACAGCCAAGUUAAAAACGAUGUGAGCAUUGAGACGCUGUCCAGAGACGAAUUCAACUUGCAGAAAAUGAUGGUCAUGGUCACAGCGUCUGGCAAGCUUUUUGGCAUUGACAGUAAGACUGGUACGAUUUUAUGGCGGAACUACUUGGAGAACGUCCCAUCCAAUGCAGCCUUUAAACUCAUGGUGCAACGGACCACUGCCCACUUCCCUCACCCCCCGCAGUGCACAUUGCUCAUCAAAAACAAGGACACAGGCUUGACCACACUCCAUGUAUUUAACCCCAUCUUUGGGAAGAAGAGCCAUGUUGCCCCACCUGCUCUGUCUCAGCCAGUACUUCAGUCGCUCAUGCUUCCACUCAUGGACCAGGAUUACGCUAAAGUCUUACUACUUGUCGACGACCAGUAUAAGGUUGCUGCCUUCCCCUCGACAAAGAAUGUCUUGCAGCAGCUCCAGGAAAUGGCUUCUUCUAUAUUCUUCUACCUGGUGGACUCCAGUCAGGGGCGACUGUCUGGAUACAGGCUGCGAACGGAUUUAUCAACUGAGCUCAUCUGGGAGGUCGUCAUCCCCACAGAGGUACAGAAAAUUGUCUCGGUCAAAGGGAAAAGGCCAAACGAGCAUGUGCACUCCCAGGGCCGUGUAAUGGGAGAUCGCAGCGUCCUCUAUAAGUACCUGAACCCCAACCUAUUGGCGGUGGUGACAGAGAGCACAGACUUGCACCAAGAGCGAAGUUUUAUCGGCAUCCUGCUGAUUGACGGCGUGACCGGUCGGAUUAUCCACGAGGCGGUGCAGAGGAAGACCCGUGGGCCGGUUCAUGUUGUGCACUCUGAAAACUGGGUUGUGUACGAAUACUGGAGCACCAAGUCUCGCAGGAAUGAGUUUUCAGUGAUCGAACUGUAUGAGGGAAUGGAGCUGUACAACAGCACCGUGUUCAGCUCUCUGGAUCGGCCGCACGCGCCCCAGGUGCUGCAGCAGUCUUACAUUUUCCCUUCGUCCAUCUCCACCAUGGAGGCCACACUGACUGAAAAGGGCAUCACCAGCCGCCAUCUGCUCAUUGGCUUGCCGUCAGGAGGAAUUUUAUCACUGCCAAAAAUGUUCCUCGACCCUCGGAGGCCUGAGAUAAUAUCCGAACAGAGCCGGGAAGAGAACCUCAUCCCUUAUGCUCCAGAGUUGAUCAUCCGCACAGAAUGGUUCGUCAACUACAAUCAAACUGUUUCAAGAGUGCGGGGAAUUUACACUGCCCCUUCUGGACUGGAGUCCACAUGUUUGGUGGUGGCAUACGGUCUCGACAUCUACCAGACCCGCGUCUAUCCCUCCAAACAAUUUGAUGUGCUGAAGGACGACUACGACUACAUGCUGAUCAGCAGUGUGCUCUUCGCGCUCUUCUUUGCCACCAUGAUCAGCAAGCGUCUAGCUGAAGUCAAGCUGCUCAACCGGGCCUGGCGGUAAAGCGGUCGCCAGCUGCGUCCCUCGUCUUUAGACAGCCCGAUGCUGCACGUUGGACCUCAGCCCAGUAAGAUGACGGGCAGAGAGGCCCGUAAGGAACUGCAGGAGUGAGGGAGGGGAGGGCAGCAGAGUUGUCAAAGAUGAAUGGUUUUAUGUGUUGUUUUUUUUAUUUUAUUUUUUAUAAAUAUUAUUUGCAGGUAAAGAGUUCAUCCUGGAGUAAUUGUAAUUGUGCCAUGUUUGGAUGAACUCUAGCUAGUACUUGAAUUUACUAAUUUGCUGCAAAUAAGUGUGCGUGGAUGACAAACCCCACUAAUCACCUAAAGCAGCCACAUGACUGUCAUUAAAAUUGUCUCCAUUGUAACAGUUUGAGAUUAUCAGUCCCAUUUUUGAGGGGGACACGGGUAUGUUUUUUUUGUUUUGUUUUUUUAAAUUAUUUUUUUUUGUCAACUACAUUCUACUUUGACUUAGGCGGAGACGCAGCGUAGAGUGCAAAAACAAGCAGCAUGCUGGCAAGAAGAGACUGUUGCCGAUGCACUUACGGCUAUUUUCAGGACAAACAAUAUUGGGGGCUGGAACUGAGUAAUGGCUUUUUGAUAUAAAAAUAAAUAGAUAAAGAAUUAAACUCAUAAGUUAGAGUGCCACUGCAAUGUUAGUUGGAUGAAAAAGAAAAGAAAUACACAGUUUUAAUAAGUUAUUUAUAAAUAGAUAACUUUUUUUUUUACAAUUACAACCUCAUGACAUCCAGUGUUCACUGUGGCUGAGGUGGACACAUACCGUAACCUUCAAGAGAAUGUGAAACUCAGUGUAACAGAGGUUGUAAACACAAACGUAACAUGUCCAAUACAUAUGCAGACAUGAACACACAUACCGUAGGUACUGUACUGUGUUUUGCAGAUUCUAAAAUGCAAUUACACAUGCCCAUUAUUUUCACUUGACAUUUUGUUGAGAAAAGAAUAACAAUAAAGUUUACAGCAUUGAAGAUUACUUUUUCAGUCAUCUGAUUUUUGUUAGGACAACUUCAAGUCACGUAGCCUAAUGAGAACAAAUCACUCAAUGUUGGAAAUAAACAUUUCACUAAUUUACAAUCACCAGGGUUAAACUUCAAAUUAAGAUACCAUAUAGACAUAAUGGAACCAUUUUUAAAGAUAAGACACUAUGUGGUUUAGUUUGUUUGGGCUGUGUGUUCUGUAGUGUUAAUUGUUCAAUCAACUGUCAGUAAUAAUGAUUCUAUAUAUAUUUUUUUUUAAAUCACAUUUUUGAUUCAAAGCAGCAUCUUGAAGAAAUAAUAUGGAAUGAUAAGUCUGACACAAGCCCAGCUUGUUUAUACAAUAAUUAUUUGCUCACAACCAAGUUUAUUAUAUAUAUUUUAGUAUUUGCUCUGCUUGGGUUGCAGCAUGUUUUGUCAUUGGAAUAUUACAGACUACUGGAAUAAAAUAUUGUCCCCGAAGCAAGUUCGUCGGGAACCACAUGGCAACUAAAUCCUACAACUCGAGAGAGAAUACUGGAAUGUUAAGAGGAUUUCCAGGUUGUCCCGGAGCAAAUACUGUGGUGUAAUACUCACUGGCAAAAUGUUAGAAACAACAAACUCACAGUGCCGUGUUAACAAAUAUUCUGAAAAAAUACAUCCAACUCUUGAAAAAUAAGGCGUGCGAAUGUAGCUUGUUUGCUUGAUCUUGUCACAUCAGUCAACCAUUCUUGUUUUAGGAAAUAUCCCACUGUCUGUGUGCGCUUCAAAUCCAUUUGAAAAAUGUGAAAUAAAUAUUCUUGAUUCAAAAUGAUCUGGUAAUAUUUUCUGAGAAAAUAAAAACGUUUAAGGCAUGUUUUGGCACUAUCUUG
This is a messenger RNA of Phycodurus eques (leafy seadragon), 4756 nucleotides long. RefSeq names its product ER membrane protein complex subunit 1 (gene emc1). Gene Ontology annotation, biological process: protein folding in endoplasmic reticulum. Gene Ontology annotation, molecular function: protein binding. Lineage: Eukaryota; Metazoa; Chordata; Actinopteri; Syngnathiformes; Syngnathidae. Gene Ontology annotation, cellular component: EMC complex. The transcript has 22 exons. The coding region runs from base 35 to 2923 and encodes 962 amino acids. The record is from RefSeq and is a predicted model, not a curated record.